AUGUCGCUAGACUCGCCCCCACCGCACGCCCAAUGGCACGUCGCCAGCUGUCAGUCCCCCCCCACGUGUCCCCGCAUGGCCCCCUGCCUCGGUUCUCCAGGUCUGCAGCCGCCAGGGCUGGGGGAAGAUCAGGGGGAGGGAGAUGGUGGGGAUGGGGAGACAGGGGAAGCGGGGGAGGGGUGGCUGGAGGAGGGCAGCAGCAGCGGUGACAGGGGGAGUGAGGGGAAAGGCAGGGGAGGGGGCGUGUGGGUGUGCGAGAACCCACAAUAUGUGGAUCUGGUGGGGGUGGGGGGGGGAGCGGGGGGAAUCGGGGGAAGCAGCGGGGGAGGCGGGGGAGUGCAGUGGGCGGAGUGGGCGGGGAGGGUGCAUGAGCUGGCAGGCGUGUUUGUGAGUGGUGAGGGGCGGGUGUUCAACUCAACCCACGUGUUCCAUGCCAAUGGCUGCCACGGGCUCACCCAGGUCUUCUACCCUUUCGGCACCCGGGUAACCAUCCACGAUACCCUCGUCAAUCUCCUCGUCCCCAGAGGCCACGUGGCAGCUGCUGACGUGGCAGUCAGCAGAGACAGGAGCGGGGCAACGGUGUUACAACUGGCACCGCUGCUGCUGCAAGUGGCGCCGUUUCUGAGAGAGAAUCCGGAGUUGCCGCUGCUGCUGGGGCAGGCACGGCUCCCUCGCCUGCUCGCCUCUGCAUCUCUCAAUGCAACCAUCGUCGCGCCUCCUGCUGCUGACGAGCUCUUCUUUGUCAGGCGCCUCAUUCAGGUGAUUCCUCAGGUGACUCAGGUGAUUCCAGUGGUGACUGAGGUAAUUCUUUACAUGACUCAGGCACCUGAGGCGCUCAGUGUGGUCCCAUCUCCGCUCUUCCCUCCGCAGUUCUUUUGUCCCUUCUCCUCCUCCCUAUCUCUCUCACCUCCCCAGCCCACCCAGCAGCACUGUGUGCGCCUUAGCCCCUCAUGUCAUUCCAUCGCCCCUCAGUGUCAUUCCAUCUCCCCUCAGUGUCAUUCCAUCUCCCCGCCCACUUCCUACUCUCAGCCUCAUCGCAUGUCUUGCCCCCUGUUCACCUCCCUGCCUCUCUCGCCUCCCCCUCCACCAGCCCACCCAGCAGCACUGCGGCCGUCUGAGCCCCUCAAUGUAGACCCAACCCAUAUCCGCUCCUCCUUCCUCCUCGAACCUUCCACCCCACAUCCAUGCCUUUCUCGUGUCAUUAACCAUAUUCUAUUCCUCCCCCCUCCCCCUCCCUUCCCCCAGCCCACCCAGCAGCACUGCGGCCGUCUGAGCCCCUCAGUGUGGACCCACCUUCGAUCCUCCUUCCUCCUCCACCCUUCCUCUAACCACCUGCCCCUGCUUCAACCUGAUUGGUCGCUGCGGCCGGCAGUGGGCGGCACAUACCAGGACAAACGCAGCCACCCGGACAGUAGUGAAAAGGAGGAUGACAGUAAUGGUAUUGGAGAGGAGAGUGGGGGGAGGGAUAGGGUGGAAGGAGAGGGAGAGGAAGGGCAAGAGGGGAGUGUGAAGGGAGUGAGGGAGGAGGGGAAGGUGGUGGUGGUGGCGAUGCCUCGUGGCGUCCAGAUGGCGGAGUUUGAUUGGCUCGUGGGUCUGCUGAGGCAGCAGUUUGGGGAGAGCAACGUCACUGUGGUGAAGAGGCUCAGAUGGAAGCAAGGUACUGAGGGGCAAGCGGAUGAGGGAGUGGGGGUGUCCGGUAUAAAAGCGGAUGAGAUUGUAAGGAGGGGCGGGAGCGAGGAGGAGUGGACAGUAAGAGAAUCGCUCAAGUACGAAUGGAGAACUCCACCUGGCAAAUGCCCAUUGGGCGGCUUAAAACCUUUUGACGGAGCUGCGUUUUGCAAGCGGGCAAGGGAGGAGAGAGGGACUUUUAACAUUGUGUUUCUCGGGGAUUCCCUGACCUUCCAAAUGGCUGGGAGUUUCUUGAACGGUCUGCUUCGGCACGUCGCCAAGCCUGCGUCCUGGGCUGUGGACGAAUUUGAACCUAAGCAGUGCGUGGACUGGCUCCUUGGGAGAGGAGGGGCAGAAUCAGGAGGAGGAGGGGUGAGUGAGGAUGGUUCCAGGAAGCCGCGCCGUGCUGCUCGCUGGAGGAAUUUAAGAAGUAGGGAUGGUAGUACUCGUGCUAUUACAGGAGCUGCUAAUAUCGGGGAUGAAGAGGUGGCGGAAGGAGAAGAGGAAGGAGAGGAGGAAGAGGGGGAGGAGGGGGAUCGGGGUUCCGCUCCCGUGGUGGUGACACCACAUCCGUUCUGCAAGGUCUAUGUGUUUCACGAGAAUGUGUGUCCGGGGGUAAAAAUUCAUGUGAUUCGCAACGACCACCUUUAUAUCCAGGACCCUGAUUUAGCCAGCCCCGGUGACGGCAGCAGCACCACCAGCAGCAGCAACGGGAGUGCGACAGGUGGCAGCGUGCCAUUUGAUCACAUGCCGUGGCACUUGUAUGACGGUUUGGUGAGUGCUGAUGUGGUGGUAGUUAACCGAGGCGCACAUUAUGUCGGCGGGAGGGAUUUUGAGCUCUCGGUGCGGGCUGCCAUGAGGCUGCUUCGCAGGAAGCUUCCUCGCGCCCUUCUUGUCUACAGGAAUUCGCCGCCCGGCCAUGUCAACUGCUCAUCAUACGACCGGCCAAUCAAAAUUCGGCAGGAUCCGGCGACGUUGCCGUUCCACUGGGAUACGUUUUCGUCGCAAAAUGAUAUUGCGAGGGAGAUAGCGGAGGAGGUGAAAGCAGUGUACAUGGAUGUUGAUACAAUGACGGCGCUUAGACCAGAUGGCCAUAAGGGGGGACUCGUUACUGGUGAGGAGGGUGCGGGGAGUGAGGGGGAUGAGGGGGGCGAGGGGGGUGCGGGGGAUGAGGGGGGUGAGGGGGGUGCGGGGAGUGGUGGGGGUGAGGGGGGGUGA
Messenger RNA from Closterium sp. NIES-65, 2886 nucleotides. NCBI's taxonomy places the organism in Eukaryota, Viridiplantae, Streptophyta, Zygnematophyceae, Desmidiales, Closteriaceae. The record is from the annotation of a GenBank genome assembly.